CGUCCGUCGGUCGGUUGGGUAGUCUGUCCGCGCGCGGAGAGCCCAGCGCCCCGCCGCGCGGCCAGGGAGGGAAAGGGCGCGGAGGCGGGACCGCGGCUCCCUCCCACUCCGGGGGGAGCCCAGGAGGCGGCGGUGCUGAAGCGUGAGCCGGAGAAGGAGGCAGAACCGGGGAGAGGCGGUGGCGAGCGCGAGUGGGGUGGGGCGUGCCCACGGGCCCCCGCCCCCCUCGUCCCCCAGCCCAGCUCGGGAGCCGCAGCCCGGAUCGGGGCCGGGAGUAACCGCCGCACCCCUCCCCCGUGCGUUCUUCGAGCCACCGGGGCCUUCCAGGACGCCGUGGACCUGGGUGGGGGGGUGGACAACGGGGACAGGGACGCCCCCUUCAGCGGGAGCCGUCGGGGGGCGGGGGGGGCGGACCUGAGACAAGGCCAGCAGCCCCCCUGGAGCCAGGCGCAGGGUCUGCGAGCGCAGAGGGCCGGCAGGGCGCUGCGGAGAAGGCAGGCUGGGGCCCGGCCUCCUCCGGGGGUGACAGGCCCUGCCGCGGCCAGUAGGAACGGGGGGACCAGCAGGAAAGAGCCCGGACCUAGAGUAGAGGCGGCUGCCUCACCCCCUCGUCUGAGCCUGGAGGGAGCCCGGGAUUGAGAGCACCGUUUCCCCCUCCUAAGAAAGACACUUGCCAGAACACACCUAACCGGAGACAGCUCUGAGGGGAAGGGAUCUUGGAGCCUGGAACAUUCCCCCCCACCCCCAGCCCGGAACACUCCUGUAACUGAGGCCUGCGGGCCUGAGAGGGGCCGGGAGGACGUAAAGGAGGCCGGACAGUCCUUGCUGCCCUCCCUGGAGUGAGAGGAAGCUCCCCUCCACCCCUGCCGCCAGCUCCCAGGCCCAGGAGGAGCUGGGUAGGGAAGAAGGGGGUCCUGGCCCCUCCGGCGGCAGCGGCCAUGUCACGGCCAGGCCAGGGAGUGAUGAUGCCGGUGAACGGGCUGGGCUUCCCACCGCAGAACGUGGCCCGGGUGGUGGUGUGGGAGUGGCUGAAUGAACACAGCCGCUGGCGGCCCUACACGGCCACCGUGUGCCACCACAUUGAGAACGUGCUCAAGGAGGAUGCCCGGGGCUCCGUGGUCCUGGGACAAGUGGACGCCCAGCUGGUGCCCUACAUCAUUGACCUUCAGUCCAUGCACCAGUUUCGCCAGGACACAGGCACCAUGCGGCCAGUGCGGCGCAACUUCUACGACCCGUCGUCGGCGCCAGGCAAGGGCAUCGUGUGGGAAUGGGAGAACGACGGCGGCGCGUGGACGGCCUACGACAUGGACAUCUGCAUCACCAUCCAGAACGCCUACGAGAAGCAGCACCCGUGGCUCGACCUCUCGUCGCUCGGCUUCUGCUACCUCAUCUACUUCAACAGCAUGUCGCAGAUGAACCGCCAGACGCGCCGGCGGCGCCGCCUGCGCCGCCGCCUGGACCUCGCCUACCCGCUCACCGUCGGCUCCAUCCCCAAGUCGCAGUCGUGGCCUGUGGGCGCCAGUUCGGGCCAGCCCUGCUCGUGCCAGCAGUGCCUGCUGGUCAACAGCACGCGCGCCGCUUCCAACGCCAUCCUGGCCUCGCAGCGCCGCAAGGCGCCCCCCGCGCCCCCGCCGCCCCAGCCGCCUCCGGGAGGACCAGCGGGCACGCUCGCCGUGCGCCCCAGCGCCACCUUCGCCGGCGCCGCGCUCUGGGCCGCGCCCGCCGCCGGCCCCGCCGAGCCCGCGCAGCCCCCUGGUGCGCCCCCACGGAGCCCGAGCGCCCCCGGCGGCACGCCCACCCCGGGGCAGAACAACCUCAACCGGCCCGGGCCCCAGCGCGCCACCAGCGUGAGCGCACGCGCCUCCAUCCCGCCGGGGGUCCCCGCCCUCCCGGUGAAGAACUUGAAUGGUACAGGGCCAGUCCACCCAGCCCUGGCAGGGAUGACUGGGAUCCUGCUCUGCGCCGCGGGGCUGCCCGUCUGCCUGACCCGGGCCCCCAAGCCCAUCCUGCACCCACCGCCGGUGAGCAAGAGCGACGUCAAGCCCGUGCCUGGCGUGCCCGGGGUGUGCCGCAAGACCAAGAAGAAGCACCUGAAGAAGAGUAAGAACCCUGAAGAUGUGGUUCGAAGGUACAUGCAGAAGGUGAAGAAUCCACCUGAUGAGGACUGCACCAUCUGCAUGGAGCGGCUGGUCACGGCCUCUGGCUACGAGGGCGUGCUUCGGCACAAGGGUGUGCGACCUGAGCUCGUGGGCCGCCUGGGCCGCUGUGGCCACAUGUACCACCUGCUGUGCCUCGUGGCCAUGUACUCCAAUGGCAACAAGGAUGGCAGCCUGCAGUGCCCCACCUGCAAGGCCAUCUACGGGGAGAAGACGGGCACUCAGCCUCCCGGGAAGAUGGAGUUUCACCUCAUCCCUCACUCGCUGCCCGGUUUCGCUGACACCCAGACCAUCCGCAUCGUCUACGACAUCCCCACCGGCAUCCAGGGCCCUGAGCACCCCAACCCAGGCAAGAAGUUCACUGCAAGAGGCUUCCCACGCCACUGCUACCUGCCCAACAACGAGAAGGGCCGGAAGGUGCUGAGGUUGCUCAUCACCGCCUGGGAACGGAGACUCAUCUUCACCAUAGGGACGUCCAACACCACAGGCGAGUCGGACACCGUGGUGUGGAAUGAGAUCCACCACAAGACCGAGUUUGGAUCCAACCUGACGGGCCAUGGCUACCCGGACGCUAGCUACCUAGACAACGUGCUGGCGGAGCUCACAGCCCAGGGUGUGUCUGAGGCUGUGGCCAAGGCCUGAGGUCCGAGGCUACCCACCUUCCCUCCUGCUUUGCCCCUGGUCCGGCACAUGCCUCCCUCCGCCCGCCGGGUGUGUCCUGGCGGCCCAGGUUCAGGGCUGGGGAGGAGCCUGCAGGAGGAGCCAGGAGCGUUCCGGGGAUUUGGCUGGUAGCAGUUGGGAUGAUGGGAGGAUGGCAGGCCAGCCGGCUUCGACCCUAGCUCUUUGAGAGUGUCGCAAGGGUCUACCGGAAAACAUAGCAACCUCCCUACUAAAAAGACAGAGCCCCACCCCCUCACACAAACACACGUGUCCUGUUGAACACAUGCACGCACACCCACGUGCCUCUACUUACCCCCAGACUGGGGGGGAAGAGACAGAAAGACCCCUGUGAUACCCCAUGUGGAUUCCCAUCUGUGUCUCUAUCGCAUCUGCAUAGGCUUGUCUGCAAGCAGGGGCUCAGGGCUAGCACCUGGGGGCCCAAUGGGGCUCCAGGAGAAAAGGGGCCAUUUGGGAAGCUCAGUCUCCCCCCAUCUCUGCCACCCACUAAUGGCCCACGGGGUGGAAGCCCCCAGAUUAUUCAGCAGUUUUGCAAAAGGGCAGGCCAGGGAGACAGACUAGAAGAAUCUUAUUUUGUGCUUAUGUCUCUUCAUCCUUCUGGGACCCUGACCUCCUCCCCUCCCAUCCCCAAGCCUAUGUCUGUCCCUGAUAAAGGCACUGUUUUCCUUUCCUCCCCACCCCAUUCUCUCCACCAAAUCACUCCCAACAUCAAGAUCCAAAGGCUGGAGCUUCUGGCUUCAGGAGCGAGACAAAGAGGCCUGGCUUAGGCCAGCAGGUUUAAAAAGCAGACCAGACAGCAAAGAGUCCAUUUCCCUUUCCUCGGGAGUGGGCAGUGGGGUGGCUGAUAGCCUCGGCCAACCAGGGGCCUGUUGCUCAGGCAACUCACCAGCUCCGCCUCUGUUGAUUGGCUGCCAUGGUGGAAGUCAGCCAAGAUUUAAAGGGACGCCAGCGAUUGCUCUUUUGAAAAUCUUACCAGUCCCACUGUGGGUGGAGAAAUAAAUGGUCUUUCUCCUCCUCAA
Cervus elaphus (red deer) is the source of this 3853-nucleotide messenger RNA. RefSeq names its product deltex E3 ubiquitin ligase 1 (gene DTX1). NCBI's taxonomy places the organism in Eukaryota, Metazoa, Chordata, Mammalia, Artiodactyla, Cervidae. The transcript has 10 exons. Gene Ontology annotation, molecular function: ubiquitin protein ligase activity; zinc ion binding. Bases 939 to 2798 code for a protein of 619 amino acids. Gene Ontology annotation, biological process: protein ubiquitination; Notch signaling pathway. The record is from RefSeq and is a predicted model, not a curated record. Gene Ontology annotation, cellular component: nucleoplasm.